AAUUUGAAGAAUUCUUCAAACGGAUAUCGAGUGAAACGUACGUAUCUACGAGAGCGCGCUCCGUACAUGAAUUGUUGAAAAGAUACAGUGUAACAACAACAAAGUGAAACGUAAACGCGUCUAUAACGUGCGGGUGUAUAUGUGUUUGCGCUGAAGUGCGCGUGCGAGAUUUCUUAUACACUUUUUGAAGAAAACACACCAAAAAUCAACGAAAAACUCAUAAUUAGUCUACGCGCUGAUUGAGUACGUGUACGCGCGUCUGUGUGUUGGUGUGACUCGUUGACUACCUGAGGCACCGCCGCUUGACUCAGUUACAUUGGCGGUUGGCCGCUUUGUGCGUUGAUUCUUUAUUUUUUUCGAUUUUUACCUUUUGUGUUGUGUAUUUGAUGCGCUUGAGGGAAUUCCAUGCGCUUUGAUGUUAUUUUCAUGUGGUCCGACAGCAACAGCAACAACAAGCAAGCGCUACAAGAAAAGUGGCAAGAUAGUAUAGUCAGUGCUCCAUAAAAUCGUGUGUAGCGGGUAUUUAUUUGUUACGGUAGUGAAUGUGUAGUAAAAGGAAACAACACAAAGAAGUUGAAUAAACGGCAGAAAAAGCAGCCCCAAAAACAAUAAGAAUACAAUAAGCAAGACAGCAGUUAAAUGAAAAGUGCUAUAAUAAUGCUGAAAAACAACACAAAUUGUUUACUUGAGCGCUAAAAAAGAAAAGAAAAGUUAUAUAAAUUAGUGUGCCUUUAAUAAAACUAACAAAAAUUAUUUAAAAAAUAAAUAAACAUAUAAAUAAAUCACAACGACAACUUCUUGUAGUUAAAAACAAUGCGCUAUCACAAAAUGAGCCAUCCCUACGCGCGCAUGCGCUCUGUAAUCUAUUGCAUUAUCCUGCAAUUAGUUGCAGCAGCUCACGCUGCGAACACCGGCUCGGCAACGAAUCAACACAUGUCCAGCAGCGGGCUUGUCAGUGGCAGCAGCAGCAGCGGCAUUGCCAAUGGCAACAAUGGAUUACAGUGUCAACGCAUCACGGUGCCGGCUUGCCAGGGCCUGGGCUACAACAUGACAGCAAUGCCGAAUUUGGCCGGACACACCAACCAGUUGGAAGCCGAACUGCGGAUGACGAAACUGCUGCCACUCAUCGAAUCGUCCUGCUCGAAUCGCGCACGCUUCCUGCUUUGCUCUUCGCUCUUUCCGCUUUGCACGCCCGAUGUACCACGUCCAGUCACCGCUUGCAAGCAGCUUUGCGAGACCGUAAAAAGCGAGUGCGAAACUCAUGUCGAACUCAUGCAACUGUGGCCCGACUUCCUAAACUGUGACACACUGCCACAACCGGAGAAACACGAGCUGUGCAUGCAAAUUCCACAAGAGUCCGAAAAGCAACACACGCAGCUGCAGCCACAUCCGCCCUCACCGCAACCGCAAUUUCAGCAGCCAACGCAAUUCUACUGGCCUUGGUCCGCCUGGAAGAUGCCACCACACUUGAGUAAACCAAUUGCGCCCACCGCCAUCUGUCCGCUCAACUUCACCGCCGAUCCGCUGAAUGCAGAGCUGUGCGUACCGCAAUGCAAUCGCGAUGCCUUUCACUCAACGCAACAGAAGAAAAUUGCGGAGGGUCUUAUCCUUGGUCUUUCGGCCGUUUGCUUCGUGUUAACACUCUUUUCGCUGGUCACAUUUUGGGCUGAGCCGACGCGUUUUGGUUACCCCGAGCGCCCAGUGCUUUUUCUCUGCCUCUGCUAUAAUCUCUUCAGUGUCUGCUAUCUGGAACGCAUCGUAUUCCACAACUCCACGCGUACACUCGCCAUGCUUGAAGAUCCGCUAGGUAAACUUAGCGCAGCCUGCUCGAUAUCGCCACCCUGCCUGGCCUCAUACAUCACCACAAGUUAUCUGAGUUUGUGCGCCGCGACCUGGUGGUUGAUCUUUGCGCUAUGCUUCUUCCUCUCUUCGCAUCAGAAGUGGUCGAGUGAGGCGCUCGAGAAAAAGUCCGGUCUAUUUCAUGUGCUGGCCUGGGUGCCACCAUUGGCGCCACCAAUUGCGGCGCUCUUAAUGGAACAGGUGCGCCCCAACGAACUGACUGGCAUGUGUUCAGCUUUCGGUUUUGUGGAAAUACCCGCUUUGGUACUACUCCUGCUCGGCCUUUUUUUUACCGUACGGGCCUCCAGAUCACUACACUCGCUGCAACAGCAAAUCAAACCAAUUUUCGGUCACCAACGCUUCUCGCAGAUCCGUAAGCGCUUUCUUAUAUUUUCGUUGCUGUUCUUCAUGCCGACAAUAGCGGGUGUGAUAACUUCAUUUUUUGAGCGCUACAUUGACUCGGUACCCGCCUGCUCUACACACGAAGAUUGCGCGCCGCCAGAACAACGCACAGCUUGGCCAACGCUUAUAAGAAUAUUCUUUCAACUUGCGGGCGGCACACUCACCGGCAUGUGGGUAUGGUCACGUAAGACCUGCGAGUCCUACCGCAGUCGACUGGUGGCCACGCCCACUUCUUCGUCAACAACUAAGUCGAUCUCAUCGUUGCCGAAGAAGCACAUACACACGAAUGGCAAAUCGGUCAGUAGCGCUUUGUAUAGCGGCAUCAACUUCCACAAUGUGCCGGUCUAUAAUCCGAAUCAAGCGCAUGUGUAGCGCUCAAUGCUGGGAGUACGCGGCUUCAGUGUUGCUGCUGAGCAACAACACAGUCCAAGGGAGGGUGUAUAUACUUUGGGAUUAUAUCUUUAAGUCAAUUACCUUUAAUGGAGUUUACAUAAGCUAACUUUUUAACUUGUAAAGGCUCGAAUAUUACGUUGUUUAACUGUAGUUCGUAUAUUUAACCUCAAAUUUUUGUAAAUGCUAUAGUUUUAAUUGUAAAUAAAUAAAAAGUAUUUUUGUUGUAUCCUUCUUUUCCAAUGUAUAAGAACGUAAAUAGUCGCCAUGCAGUAAAAUGGACUUGUUUAGAACUAUCUACUUAUGGCACAGUAUCAUGUGAAUAAGAUAUAGAUUUCGACUUUGCACGAACAGUUUAACGAAUACCACGAACUACUAUUCCAAUUUUCUCUUUUGGACCAGUUCGUUGAUAGUACGGAAUGCACUAUCUCAUUUCUCAAAAUUAUUGUAGUUUCUAUGUUACGGACUCCUAAUAUUUACUGUAUGGUCGCUAGUAUUCCACAACUUAGUUCUUACACAAUGUGCUAAUGCCAGCUGAAAAACUCUAAAAUCUUAAAAGAAAAUGUGUUAAUAGUUUUAAAUUGUAAAUAUAACCUAUUUAUAUAUUAAAUCGAAAUUUCGAUUUCUUUUGUAUUAAAGAAGCUCUAUGUAUACAUAUAUUUUACUACAUAUAAUUGUUGUUAGUAUAUCAAUAAUAUAAAUAUAUUUAUAUAAAUUUAAAUUAUUAAAUAAAAUAUAUUUUUUAAAA
Zeugodacus cucurbitae (melon fly) is the source of this 3379-nucleotide messenger RNA. Its product is annotated as frizzled-3. Gene Ontology annotation, biological process: canonical Wnt signaling pathway; non-canonical Wnt signaling pathway. The transcript has 2 exons. Gene Ontology annotation, cellular component: plasma membrane. Lineage: Eukaryota; Metazoa; Arthropoda; Insecta; Diptera; Tephritidae. Gene Ontology annotation, molecular function: Wnt receptor activity; Wnt-protein binding. The record is from RefSeq and is a predicted model, not a curated record. The coding region runs from base 814 to 2613 and encodes 599 amino acids.